Molecule: messenger RNA, 744 nt
Organism: Echinococcus granulosus
Lineage: Eukaryota; Metazoa; Platyhelminthes; Cestoda; Cyclophyllidea; Taeniidae
Exons: 4
Coding region: 1-744 (247 amino acids)
Source: RefSeq, a predicted model, not a curated record
AUGUCUCAUGAGGCAACGAAACCAGGCCCCAGAAGUGCUAAGAUGGAAAUGACUCCUCAACUCUUGCUUGUGAUCGGCAUGGCCAUGAUGGUGAGUGGCAGUGUAUACGAUGAGUUCGAACAGUGGGAUCCCACCCAUUGGGUCGUGAGAAGCACUGCCCUCGUGGAAUUGCCUUGCUACCACCAAAGAUACUAUCCAUUCAACAACUUAGACAGGAUAGAAAAGGUUGUAUGGAUACUACCCAAACAAAUGUCCUACCUACACAUGAGCCCGGGAAACGAGUCCGAGGGAUGGAAGGUGUUGGACAGGGCUAAGAAUUACACAAUUGUCAUUGAAAAGGUAAAAAUGAAUGUACCGGAUACGGUGAAUGGCAUGUACUUGUGUGCCGCAUUAGCGCAGGUCGCCCCUCCAGUAGGAAAUAACAAAACGUACGCGUGGUUCUACCUGCGAUGGGGUGUCGGUCUUUACGCUAACGUACCCGCCAACAUGGAGGGCACCAUCCCCCAAAGGCAAUGCUAUCACCGCUCCAAUAUCAACCUGCGACGACGGUACUAUCGGCCUUUCACGUACGCUUGGAUCGCCGCCCUCGUGGCAAUCAUCGCCUUUGGGCUCUUCGCGGCCACGGUUCACUUCCGCUAUAAGGGCGGUCCUGUUGACUCGUCUAAAAAGGAGGGUUCUGAUAUCGACAGUUUCACUCUGACGGAGGUGGAACAGCCGUCCUCGUUGGAAAAGGCGAAGGUUUAA